This is a messenger RNA of Linnemannia hyalina, 1152 nucleotides long. The record is from the annotation of a GenBank genome assembly. NCBI's taxonomy places the organism in Eukaryota, Fungi, Mortierellomycota, Mortierellomycetes, Mortierellales, Mortierellaceae.
AUGGUCAAAAUCGCAUCCCUCGCAACCGCCCUCGUCCUCACCUUCUCGGCCGCCGCCGCCCACGGGCCUCACCAGCUCGAGAGGCGUGCCGCCGUUGCAACUUGCAGCACCGCCUACAAGGCCGUCGCUGCCGGCGCAUGGCCCGCUCUCGACUGCACUCCUUUUGUCCAGGACCCCCAGGUCGUGACCUGGCUCAAGUUGGUCGACAUGACCAAGGUCCCUGUCUUCGCUCAGUCCAAGGACGGUGUCUGCCCCACUGACUUAACCACCAUCCCUGCUGACCAGUGCUGGUGGACUUGCCAGAAGUGCGAGGCCCCUACUGAUAUCACUUCUUGCCCCAAGGUCGGAACCUGGGGUUUGACUUACGAUGACGGCCCAUCGCCCGACUCCCCUCGCUUGUAUGACAACCUCCUUGCCCACAAGCAAAAGGCCACCCUCUUUAUCGUCGGAUCCCGCGCAAUCUCCUUCCCCGAGACCCUCAAGCGCGCCUACACCGAAGGCCACCACAUCGCCAUCCACACCUGGUCCCACUCCACCAUGACCUCCCUCUCCAACGAGCAGAUCGUCGCUGAAUUGAAGUGGACCGAGAAGGCCAUCCAGUCCGUCAUCGGCGUCACCCCCAUCUACUGGCGCCCCCCUUACGGAGACGUCGACAACCGUGUCCGUGCCAUCGCCACCCAGCUCGGUUACAAGACCUCCAUCUGGACCCAGGACUUUGACACCAACGACUGGAACAUCCCUGCAAAGACUGCCACUGCCCAGUCCGUCGUCGAUACCUUCAAGACCUGGUUGGUCAAGAUCCCUACCAUGAAGACUGGUUUCAUCGUCCUCGAGCACGAUCUCUUCCCUGAGGAGGUCAACGUUUCUAUCAGCGGUAUCUUGCCCAUUGCCUAUGCCACCAAGAACUUGAUCAUGCAGCCCAUUCCCCAGUGCUUGGGUGAUGCCAAGCCCUACCUUGAGGGUGCUGGAUCUUUCAAGCUCAUCGGCGAUGCCGCCGCCAACUCCACCACCGGUGGCUCUGGAUCUACUUCGGGUAACAACACCACCGUUGGUGGCGGAUCGACUGCCAAGAGCUCUGCCGUCGCCGUCUCUGGAUCCGUUGCCUUGACUUCCGUCGUUGGUAUCGCCGCCAUUGCCGCUGCUUUGUUUUAA